This is a messenger RNA of Capsicum annuum, 3943 nucleotides long. Its product is annotated as homeobox-DDT domain protein RLT3. Lineage: Eukaryota; Viridiplantae; Streptophyta; Magnoliopsida; Solanales; Solanaceae. Gene Ontology annotation, molecular function: RNA polymerase II cis-regulatory region sequence-specific DNA binding; DNA-binding transcription factor activity, RNA polymerase II-specific. Gene Ontology annotation, biological process: regulation of transcription by RNA polymerase II. Gene Ontology annotation, cellular component: nucleus; transcription regulator complex. The coding region runs from base 232 to 3423 and encodes 1063 amino acids. The transcript is spliced from 16 exons. The record is from RefSeq and is a predicted model, not a curated record.
CUCAAAAUAUUAAAAAUAAAAUAAAAAAAUCCAAAAAAAGUGAAAAAAAAUAAUCAAAAUAUCUCAGUAACAUUAAACCCCAAAACCCUACAUUUUCUUAAACCUCCAUUCAUCAUCAUCAUCAUCAUCAUCUUCUUCUUCUCCAUUUUCCAUUCUCACUAACAUGGAAAAGUAGCCAUUAUUUGUACUUCUUUAAUGACUAAUUAAACCAACAAAAAAUAGGCUACUACUAUGGCUAUUAAGAAGAAGAAGCAAAAUAAAAGUUCGAAGAAGAAGCAGAAGCAGCAGUUGUUUAUGAGUGAAGAUGAUUAUAGACUUAGGUUACAAGAGGGAUUAUAUUCAGCUGAUUAUAUAUUGGCUAAGAUUUUUAGAAAAGAUGGCCCGACACUUGGUGCUGAAUUUGAUGCUCUUCCUCAUAAUGCUUUUUCUCGGAGUAAUAAAGGUUCCAGAACUUGUGGUCAUGCUAGACAAGAAAGCCAAGGAGCAACUAAGAGGAGAAAGGUCUCUGCCCCUGCCACCGCGAGUAGCCCUCCUGUGAAAAAGCAUGGUACUGGGAAAGGUCUGAUAACAAAAGACACUUUGGUGAAAAAGUAUGGCAGGGGGAAAGGUUUAAUGACUGAGAAGAGUGCUAGUCUUAGAAGUCACGGUAUGGGGAAGGGUUUGAUGACGGUUUGGCGGGCAACAAAUCCUCACGCCGGAGACAUCCCCACUGGUGUUGGCUUUGGAGAGAGUGCUAAAGAGAGAAAGAAGAAGUUGCUGCAGCGACAGUCUAUUUUGAGAAAAAUAGAAAAGAAAUUGCAGGAUAAGAAGAAGGUUGGUGUGAAAUGCAGACAGGCAAAGAAUAAAAGGAUUGAAAAGCAGAAGCCGUCUCGUAAGGAAAAAUGUGAACUUUCUCUAGAAGGGAGAAAGUGCCAAGAAGGAUUACCCAUCAAAAAAAGAAAGUACCAAGAAGAGUUUACUCAGUUGGGGUCGCUAGUGGAUGAUGAGGAACUUGAGUUAAUGGAGUUGGAAGCAGGACCUAGCUCAUUGACAUGCUGUACACACUUUGCAAGCAAUGGACUUCGUGGCUGUUCACUUUGCAAAGGUUUACUUCCGAAGUUUCCUCCGGAUUCAGUGAUAAUGAAGCUGCCUCUCUAUGAGCGACCGUGGGAUUCCUCUCCAGAGCUUGUCAAGAAACUUUUCAAGGUCUUCCACUUCCUUUGUACAUAUGCUGCAAGAAUUGAUAUCUGUUCUUUCACAAUUGAUGCGUUUGCACAAGCCUUUCAUGAAAAAGAUUCCUUGAUCCUUGGACAAGUUCAUUUAGCCUUUCUCAGGCUUCUUUUGGCAGAUGUUGAAAUUCAGCUUAACAGGGGAUUCAUUCAUCAAGCAAGUAGAAGUUGCAAUUUCUUGGGAUUGGUUCACUCAAUUGAACAUGAAGAAUUUAGUCUGGAACUCUGGAUUGGUUCUCUUAAUGCCUUAACAUGGACAGAGAUACUGCGACAAGUCUUGAUCGCUGCUGGUUUUGGAUCCAAACGUGGUAGUGUACCUGGGGAGGCUCUCAGCAAGGAAGUUAGUUUGAUGGCUAAGUAUGGGUUAACCCACGGUACACUGAAGGGUGAACUUUUUAGCAUUCUGCUAAUUAAAGGAACUGAUGGAAUGAAGGUACAUGAGUUGGCAAAACUUCAAUCUAUUGGUGAAUUGAAUCUGGCAACGACAACCAUUCAGCUAGAAGAUUUAAUAAGCUCAACCCUUUCUAGUGACAUUACCUUGUUUGAAAAGAUCUCAUCUUCAGGUUACCGUCUACGUAUUAAUCCUUCUUCACAGGAAUCCGGAAUUUCUUUCUCAGAUUCUGAAGGAGAUGAUGCCGAGGUUAUUAGUGGAUACAUCAGAGAUAAUUCAGACUGUGAGUCCCGCGAACUAGUUCUAGCUGAAUCUGGACAGAGAUAUCAUCGGUUUGAAAAUAGGAACAGUUUAUCAACAGUAAACACUGAAAUUGAUGAGAGCUACUCAGGAGAAGCAUGGUUGUUAGGGCUUAUGGAAGGUGAAUAUUCAGAUCUGGGCAUUGAGGAGAAGCUGAGCGCCUUGGUGGCAUUGGUUGAUCUUCUUACUGCUGCAUCCAGCAUUGCUGAAAAGGAUUCGGUGCCAUCUGCUGUAGAAUGUGCUCCUUCAAUGAUUCAUCAUGCUUCUGGGGGAAAAAUUAAACGGUCUUCAGCAAAAUCAUCCUAUUUGACUGGGCAAGCACAAAGUCAAUGUGGACAUCUUAGUAACCAAGAUCCAACAGCGUCAUUGGAACUUCAGCCAGUUGACUCUUCAGUGGCAAUGUCAAAACACUCUGUGAAAAAUAAGUCGCUUAGCACUGCAAAAAAAGCCAGAGAACUGGAAGCUGGGGAUGAUGUUCACCCUAUGCAGUCAAUCUUCCUCGGUUCAGACCGUAGGUACAAUAGAUACUGGAUUUUCUUGGGCCCUUGCAAUGAAUUUGAUCCGGGGCACAGGAGGAUUUAUUUUGAAUCGUCUGAAGAUGGUCAAUGGGAGGUGAUUGAUACUGAAGAGUCUUUGUGCUCUUUGUUGGCUGCCUUGGACCGUAGAGGUGCCCGAGAGGCUUUUCUAGUUGCAUCUCUGGAGAAACGGGAAACGUUCUUAUGCCAAGCAAUGUCAAAUAUUCUGAAUGAUUCAGGAGAUAGUCAAUCACCUCAAUGUGGAAGGAACUUUUCUAGGGAAGAUAGUUCAUCAUCUGCAGUUUCUGAUGUGGACAACUUAAGCCUUGUUGACGUGAACAAUGGUUCUACUGGUUCGAAGGUUCCUGUAGGGAGAAAAGGAGAACCUCAGCAAGACAAAUGGAACAUCGCUCAAGCUUUCGACACAUGGGUGUGGAAAUCAUUCUAUUGUAAUCUCGCCGCUGUGAAACGUGGGAAAAGGUCUUAUCUUGAUUCACUUGCAAGGUGUGAACAAUGCCAUGAUCUAUACUGGAGGGAUGAGAAGCACUGCAGGAUUUGCCACACCACUUUUGAGCUUGAUUUUGAUCUUGAAGAAAGAUAUACCAUUCAUACUGCAACAUGUAGGCAGAACCUAGAUCCUGAGAAGUUAUCAAAUCCUAAAAUUCUCCCAUCAGAAUUGCAGUCACUUAAAGCUGCAAUACAUGCAAUUGAGUCGGUAAUGCCUGAUGAUGCCCUAAUUGGUUCUUGGAGAAGAUCUUCCCACAAUCUUUGGAUCAAAAGACUGCGCAGGGCGUCAACUUUAUCAGAGAUUUUACAGGUUCUUGCUGAUUUUGUCACUGCUAUCAACGAGGACUGGUUGUGUGAAUCUGGUCAUACUUUGGGAUUGAAUUAUGACCCAGAAGAAAUUAUUGCAAGCUUUUCAAGCAUGCCCCGGACUUCAUCUGCAGUUGCAUUUUGGUUGGUCAAGUUGGAUGCCUUGGUCGGACUCCACUUGGAAAGUGUCCAUUAGCACUAUAAGAAGUCGUAAAGGUUGUUUCAAACAGGUCAAUAUUCUUUAGUUCUCACUUCCCAGGUAAAGAGUACAUGGUUUUGUAUCAAAGUCAGAUCCAUCAAACGUUUUUGUGCCAAAUUUAAGAUACUUGGAGAGAGGGUUUGUUCCUAUCAUUUUCCCCUGAAGGAAUCGUGCUGCUUAUGGCUACAAGUGCAACAGAAAGCUUUAUGACUUUUUGGAAAGUAAAGCAGAAAAGAUGGCAGUUCAGCAAUCGGUUCAACAAAACGAAGCUGAUGUAUGUAUGAUAAUACUUCCUGGCAUCCAUUUUUGUUAUCAUCACUAUACCUAGGAUACAUGAGUGCUUCUUGAAUGUACAUAGUAUUGCAGGUUCUUUUGCUCAUCUUCAAUCUUCUUCAACCCAAUUUUGGUGUAUUAGAACUUAGCUCUUGAUUUCUUCACAUGUAUUAGCUCAUUCCUUGUAAGAUAAAACUGUGAAACAUGUUUCCAUUGGCGGCACAAUAAUAGAAAUUUAAUGGUA